AAUUGCAAAAAAGUUAAAAUCAAGAAAAAUCUGUAAAUUUACAAAUUGCAAGUCUUAUCACAAUGGAUGUUUGGACACAAUUAUCGAUAGUGCUAUAAGCCCUCUACCAUCUCUAUCGGGCGAAUUGUUUAUUAUUUUGGCAAAACAAGAAGUCCAGCAAGAUGCCGAGUAAACUAGAUAGCUUAUAUCGCCGCAUGCUGAUAACGAGGUUCUUUGAAAAGGGUUGGGGAAAGCCGGAAAACUUGCGCAGGGUGUUUCAAUUUCGAAAAAUAAUAUCCAAUAGAGAAUCGUGCUUCAAGCUCGUGCCUCGGGAUUAUCCGGUGGAGAUCACGAAAAAAGAAAUCUCUGCAGAAAGCACGCUGAUAGAAGGGAAAUUUAAAACCCCUCUUGAGUUGCACUUGCCCGGAGUUGUUCCAAAAGAAUCACAACAGGCGCAUUUUCAAUUGCUUAUCCCGAACAAGUGGAAGAAUGAAAAGCACAAGCCGAUAUGCAUUCAUUUGGCUGGAACUGGUGAUCAUUUCUUUUGGCGGCGAAGAAAUUUCAUAGCCAAACCUCUUUUAAAAGACGCUAAUAUAGGGUCCAUAAUACUGGAAAACCCAUUUUAUGGAUUAAGGAAACCAAACAACCAAACACGCUCCAAUCUGCAUAAUGUUUCUGAUAUCUUCGUGAUGGGCGGGUGCCUCAUUCUGGAAUGCCUAGUCCUGUUUCAUUGGUGCGAAAGGAAUGGAUUCGGUCCUUUGGGUGUUACUGGGUUGUCAAUGGGGGGGAAGAUGGCAUCGUUAGCUGCUACGAAUUGGCCAAAACCGUUGGUACUUGUGCCAUGCCUAUCCUGGUCAACCGCUUCGGCUGUUUUUACAACAGGUGUAAUGAGCCAAUCCAUAAACUGGGAUAUGCUGGAAACACAGUACUUCUCUGAUGGGCAGUACCGGGAACGGCUAUCGAAAAUGGUCACUGUGAUAGAUGAUGCAUUUUCAGCGGGCCAAAGUUUUAUUCAAAACUUCAACCAAUCUUUGCAUGAGUUGAAAGAGGACAUAAGCGAUACAAGAAAGAUACAAGAAAUCGAAAACAGCAAUACCUGUGGCGAUAAAUAUGACCCGCAGGGAAGUUGUCCUCAAGAGGAUGCGUCAAUAUUUUUAUCCAAGUCCCUAAAGAAUACAAAACUUGACUCUGAGAAGCUACGAAUAGAUAGUAAGGACACUCUUAGUCAAAAGGUUCCGAUCGAAGCAGAGGAACUUUCCAAGGAGUCAAGCUCGACGUUGACGAACCUUAUGAAAUUCAUUCUUCCGCUAUCUGCACAAAACAAAUCGGAUAAAAUAGACAUAACUAAGACAAAUUGGUGGGAACGGGAGGCGUUGCAAUUUAUGCGUGGCAUGAUGGAUGAGUGCACCCAUUUGAAGAACUUUUCGGUUCCCUUCGACACCUCUCUAAUAAUUGCUGUGUGUGCUAAGGAUGAUGCCUAUGUGCCGCGGGAAGGAUGUACGAGCCUCGAGGAUAUUUGGCCAGGUGCGGAAGUGCGAUAUUUAGAUGCUGGUCAUGUAAGCGCCUAUGUUCUGCACCAAAAACUGUUUAGAUCUUGCAUUAUAGAGGCUUUUAAUAGGGCUAAGAAGAUCUACGAAAAGGACAUCGGCGAGGGCCUAAAAUGUGAUAUAACUUAUCAGCAAUUGCUAAAAAAAUAUGACAAAAAUAUUCAGUAAUAAUAAGUUAAAAAUUAAAACAUAAUAAAUAAUAUGUUGCCAUAUAUGUACAAAG
Messenger RNA from Drosophila ficusphila, 1749 nucleotides. Its product is annotated as protein ABHD18. Lineage: Eukaryota; Metazoa; Arthropoda; Insecta; Diptera; Drosophilidae. The coding region runs from base 162 to 1694 and encodes 510 amino acids. The record is from RefSeq and is a predicted model, not a curated record. The transcript is spliced from 7 exons.